CAGAAGGGGGUGCAGGACAUGGAGCCCCCCAACAGCAGCAUGGCCGGGCAGGCAGACUCGUGCUUCGGGGUGUUCAAUGCCAGCGAUGGUCGUGCCAGUGCACAGAACAGCAUCGCCUCUCCCUGGUUCUCCACUGCCUUUGGCCUCAUCGGCCUCUGCUCCAACCUCUUUGCCCUCUGUGUCCUGGUCAGCUCCUCCCGCAAGCUCUCCAGCCAGGCCCGCUCCUCCUUCCUCAUCUUCCUCUGUGGGCUGGUGGUCACAGACUUCAUGGGGCUGCUGGUGACAGCCUCAGUCAUCAUCCCCUACCACUUCACCAAGUUCUCCUGGGCCAAAGUGGACCCUAACUGCCACCUCUGCAACUUCCUCGGCUUCUCCAUGGUCUUCUUUGGGCAGUGCCCGCUGCUGCUGGGGGCCACCAUGGCCGGGGAGAGGUUCUUGGGCAUCAACCGCCCCUUCUCGCGCUCCACCAGCCUCUCCAAGCGCCGCGCCUGGGCCAUCGUGGGGCUGGUGUGGGGCUUCUCCUGCUUGCUGGGACUGCUGCCGGUGUUCGGGCUGGGGCGGUACACGCUGCAGUUCCCCGGCUCCUGGUGCUUCCUCACCCUCCUGCCUGACACUGGCGACAUCGUCUUCUGCCUGCUCUUUGCACUGCUGGGCAUCCUCUCCGUGCUGCUCUCUUUCGUCCUCAACACCAUCAGUGUGGUCACGCUGUGUCGCGUCUACCACGACCGCGAGUCGGUGCAGCGGCGCCGUGACAGCGAGGUGGAGAUGAUGGUGCAGCUCGUGGGCAUCAUGAUUAUAGCCACCAUCUGCUGGAUGCCCCUCCUGAUCUUCAUUGUCCAGACAGUCCUGCAGCAGCUGCCUGGCAAUGCACGGGUGCUGCCCAGGGACACGCAGGAGAUGCUGCUGAUCUACAUCCGCAUGGUCACCUGGAACCAGAUCCUGGACCCCUGGGUGUACAUCCUGUUCCGCCGGGCCGUGCUGCAGCGUGUGUACCCCCGGCUGCACCCCCGGCCCUCCAUCGUCUCCCUCAGCCCCUCCCUGCCCCGCAAGCUCACCUCUGGCUCUGUCCUGCAGUAGCAGCACUGGGGGUGGGUACUGGGCAGGGGGACACAGCCACCCCCCGUCCCACUCCCGCAGUG
This is a messenger RNA of Sturnus vulgaris (Common starling), 1139 nucleotides long. RefSeq names its product thromboxane A2 receptor (gene TBXA2R). Gene Ontology annotation, biological process: positive regulation of vasoconstriction; inflammatory response; positive regulation of cytosolic calcium ion concentration. NCBI's taxonomy places the organism in Eukaryota, Metazoa, Chordata, Aves, Passeriformes, Sturnidae. Gene Ontology annotation, molecular function: thromboxane receptor activity. The record is from RefSeq and is a predicted model, not a curated record. Gene Ontology annotation, cellular component: plasma membrane.